AUGUUUAACAUCAUGAAGUAUUAUUUUUGUUGUUGUUACAGCGGUUAUGAAAGCCUAAUCGACAACUUGAUGUCAGAGCUGCCAGGUGAUAUAGUGACCUACAGACGACCCGUCCACUGUGUCCACUGGAAUAACACAGAGAAGAGACAAAGUCCUGUGGUGAUUGAAUGUGAUGAUGGAGAGAGAAUUGCUGCUGAUCAUGUUAUUGUCACAGUGCCUCUAGGAUACCUAAAGAGGCACCAUUCAACCCUCUUCAGGCCUCCACUCCCUUUGCACAAGCUGCACUCUGUGCAGAGACUCGGCUUUGGAACAAGCAACAAAAUUUUUGUGGAGUUUGAUUCGCCGUGGUGGGAUCCUGACUGUGAAGUGAUAUACCUGGUGUGGGAAGAUGAGGAGCUUGUGGUGGAUGAAGUGCCAGAUAUACACAGAUCCUGGAUAAAGAAGAUGUUUGGCUUCAAUGUGCUCAAACCUACCAAAAGGUAUGGCCAUGUUCUUUGUGGCUGGAUAACUGGACAUGAGGCAGAGUACAUGGAGACGCUGUCUGAGCAGGAGGUCACGCACGCCGUCACGCAGCUCAUCCGCCAAUUCACAGGGAACCCUGUCAUCACGCCGAGGAGAGUCCUGUGCUCACAGUGGUUUCAUGACCCCUGGACAUGUGGCUCUUACACAUAUCCUGCAAAAUUUUGUUCAGUGCAGGACUUUAACAACCUUGGGGAACCCUUGCCUACAACAGGAGAACAGUCUCAGCCCUUUCAGGUCUUGUUUGCUGGAGAAAGUACUCAUCCCUACUUCUACUCCACCGUCCAUGGAGCUCUUUUCUCCGGCUGGAGAGAGGCUGAAAGACUCAUCUCUCACUACUCCAUCAUUAGUCCAUCUGAGCCACUCAAAUCCAAGCUCUAAGAAAAAGAAAUGCCAUGUUGAUCAUUUGAGAGGAGUUGUCAGAGUCGGAAAUCUCCAACUUUUUAAAAUAUGAGCUUAAUAAACUUUAAUAUGAGUUAAUUGAAAUAGCAUUCAAGUCAUAGCAAAGAUGGCAGGGUUGUUUUGGUGACUCUUGGUGGAAGUCUGCUGCUUCUCAGAAUUUUCAACAAAACAAUUCUUACGGUUCAGAUGUAUCAAAA
Messenger RNA from Thalassophryne amazonica, 1118 nucleotides. RefSeq names its product peroxisomal N(1)-acetyl-spermine/spermidine oxidase-like. The record is from RefSeq and is a predicted model, not a curated record. Lineage: Eukaryota; Metazoa; Chordata; Actinopteri; Batrachoidiformes; Batrachoididae. The transcript is spliced from 7 exons. Gene Ontology annotation, molecular function: polyamine oxidase activity. Bases 1 to 900 code for a protein of 299 amino acids.